Molecule: messenger RNA, 1290 nt
Organism: Malus domestica (apple)
Lineage: Eukaryota; Viridiplantae; Streptophyta; Magnoliopsida; Rosales; Rosaceae
Product: DELLA protein GAI1-like
Biological process (GO): regulation of DNA-templated transcription
Cellular component (GO): nucleus
Molecular function (GO): DNA-binding transcription factor activity; sequence-specific DNA binding
Source: RefSeq, a predicted model, not a curated record
AUGAGAGUUGCAAGGGAACGGUUCAUACAGUUCUCUUCCCGGAGGCAAACAGAUGACUGCAUGGCUGACCAUGUUCUAGGCAGCACUCCCUUCGGCCUCUCAGACCAAGAAACAAAAGAUGUUGGGCUUGCGCACCUUCUUUUAGCUUGUGCUGAGAAGGUUGCAAAGAAACAAUAUGGCUGCGCGAAAAAGCUGCAGAAUCUAUGUGAUUUCCUGUCUUCCAGUAGCGGAAAUUCUGUUCAAAGAGUUGUUUACUAUUUUUCCAAAGCUCUCCAACAGAAGGCUGACAGAGAAACUGGCAGAAACACAUCACAGGGAUCGGAAAGUAGAGAUGUUGCCACUAUGCAUGUCGAGGAAGCAAUGGCGGCUUUAAGUCCUUCUUUAAUGGCAUGUUUCCUUGAAGUUCCCUUCUUUCAAGUUACCGAGUUUGCGGGCAUCCAAGCGAUUGUGGAGAGUGUGGCAUCAACCAAAAAGAUUCAUUUCGUUGACCUUGCAAUCAGAACCGGGGCGCACUGCAUCGUGUUGAUGCAAGCGCUUGCGACAAGAUAUGAAUGCCCAAUUGAGAUGCUAAAAGUUACUGCUGUUGGAGUGAAAUCAAGGAAGAAAAUUGAGGACACCGGCAGAAGGCUGGCUCAAUUUGCUGAGGCAUUGAAGUUACCUUUUACCUUCAAGAUAGCCAUGGUAAAAGAUAUCAAAGAUAUCAAAGAAGGUAUCUUUGAGUUAGAUACUGGUGAAGCAGUUGCAGUUUACUGCCCUCUACUGCUAUCCAGUAUAAUGAGCCAACCCAAUUGCUUGGAAUCUCUGAUGAAAGCCCUCAGAAGCCUCAAUCCGCGCCUCAUGGUGGUCAAAGAAGUCGAGGCAAAUCACAACUCUCCGAUCUUCAUAAACCGUUUCUACGAAGCACUCUUCUACUACAGUGCAUUUUUUGAGUGCCUCGAUGCCUGUAUGGACAGAGGCAGCGCGCUACGGAUGGAGUUGGAGGAAACAUAUUUGAGUCUUGAUAUCAAGAACAUUGUUGCGAGUGAAGACGAAGAGAGGGUAAACUGGCGGAUGAAAAUCGAUGGGUGGAGGAGUUUGUUUGGAAAAUGUGGAAUGGUGGAAGCAGAUCUUAGCUUGUCAUCCCUGUACCAAGCAGACCUUACGGCCAAACAGUUUGCUUGUGGGAGGAGUUGCACAAUGGGGACCAACGGGAAGUGCCUUCUUGUUGGAUGGAAAGGAACUCCAAUUCUCUCUCUUUCUGUUUGGAAGUUCCAUGCAGUCAAUGUUAAGACUUUCAAACGUCUCUUGUAG